Messenger RNA from Penicillium odoratum, 969 nucleotides. RefSeq names its product SDR family oxidoreductase. Lineage: Eukaryota; Fungi; Ascomycota; Eurotiomycetes; Eurotiales; Aspergillaceae. Bases 1 to 969 code for a protein of 322 amino acids. The record is from RefSeq and is a predicted model, not a curated record. The transcript has a single exon.
AUGUCUAUAUUGAUCACCGGCGCCGGCGGCUAUGUUGGCCAAGAACUGGCCGCUGCCUUUCUUGCCAGUACACCCGCUACUACCACAGUCACAAUCACCGAUGUUGUUGAACCAGCAGUUCCCAAGUCAGCCACCGAGCAUGCCAGCCGUCUAUCCUGCGUUCGCGCAGACCUCACCUCACCCAAAGAGGUAGACGAAUUGAUCAGCGCCUCCCAACCAUUCGAGACCAUAUACCUCCUCCAUGGAAUCAUGUCCAGCGGCGCCGAAGCCGAUUUCGAGUUAGGAACCCGAGUAAACCUCGAUUCAACACGAUACAUCCUAGACCGACUCCGCAUCACCAUGCCUGGCGUGAAGGUUGUCUUCACUUCCUCGUUGGCAGUUUACGGCCUCGCACCACCGGGCCUCCUCCCAGACGAAUUUAACUUCCCGCCUGUACCCUCAACCUCCUACGGAUCACAGAAACUCAUCAUCGAGACUUUGGUAACCGACUACUCCCGCCGCGGAUUCCUAGAUGGUCGCUCUGUGAGACUUCCAACCGUGACCGUCCGUGCAGGGGCACCAACACAAGCCGCAAGCAGUUUUGCCAGUGAUAUCAUUCGUGAACCGUUCCAUGGCAAGAAGGCUAUUCUUCCUGUGAGCAGAGAUGUUGAGAUGUGGAUCUGCUCGCCGCAUACUAUUGUCAAGAACUUGAUGCAUGCGCGCGAUGUUCCCGCCGAGGCAUUCGGUACUUCGCGGUCGGUCAAUCUUCCUGGGUUGAAGGUUAGUGUGCAAGAUAUGUUAGAUGCUUUGGAGGCUGUUGGUGGUAAGGAGCGACUGGCAUUGGUGGAGGAGAAGUAUGAUGCUGCCGUGGACAAGAUUGUGCAGACAUGGACUCCUCAAUUCUCCAAUGAGAGAGCGUUUAAACUUGGAUUUUCGCCGGAUAUUUCCAUGAAGGAGAAUGUUAAGCACUUUGCCAGUGCAUUUGUAUGA